AAAUCUGAUUGCACUUUGGACUUUCUCUGGCUUUUCGACGCGAAACGGUGACAGUGUAUUUACUUUUUAAAGCAAACGGUUUAAAAAUUAGCACACACCCAACAUGAUCAACUCGGGAAAGCUAGCAGGGCGCACCCUCUUCAUUACGGGAGCCUCGAGAGGAAUCGGCAAGGAAAUUGCCUUGAAGGCGGCUCGUGAUGGUGCUAACAUUGUGGUGGCGGCCAAGACAGCCGAGCCACAUCCAAAGCUGCCCGGCACCAUUUACUCAGCGGCCGAGGAGAUCGAGAAAGCCGGCGGACGGGCCCACCCCUGCAUUGUCGAUGUUCGCGAUGAGGUCCAGGUUCGGACCGCCAUUCAGGAGGCAGUGGCCAAAUUCGGGGGCAUCGACAUUGUCGUCAACAAUGCUAGUGCGAUCUCCCUGACCAACACACCCAAUACAGAUAUGAAGCGGUACGACCUUAUGCACAACAUUAACACCAGGGGAACCUUCUUGGUGUCCAAGGAGUGCCUGCCGUACUUGAAGAAGAGCAACCACGCCCACAUACUCAACAUCUCGCCACCGCUGAGCAUGCUGCCAAAGUGGUUUGGUCCGCAUGUGGCCUAUACGAUGGCCAAGUACGGCAUGUCCAUGUGUGUUUUGGGAAUGGCAGAGGAGUUUAAAAACGAUGGCAUUGCCGUCAACGCGCUCUGGCCCCGCACUGCUAUUCUGACUGCUGCCAUUGAAAUGCUUACUGGUUCUGAAUCGGCCCAGUGGUCGCGCAAGCCCGAGAUCAUGGCUGAUGCCGCCUAUGCCAUUCUGUCGAGAGAGCCCAAGCAAUUUACUGGUCAAUUCUUUGUCGAUGAUGAAGUUCUUGAAGCAGCCGGGAUCAAAGAUCUCAAGCGCUACGCCUGCGUGCCCGAGAACGCUGACAACCUAAUGGUUGACUUCUUUGUGGAGGCCAAGGGAGCGACAACUGAAACACUAGCUGCUACAGCUGGUGCAUCCACUCCCACUGCAGGCAGUGAUAGCGGCAAAAUACCUCAACUGUUCCAGAAGAUUGAAUCUCUUCUAUCUACCGAGAUUGUCUCCAAGACGCAGGCCGUCUUCCAGUUCAACAUUAGCGGCGCUGAGCAGGGAACCUGGUACUUGGACUUGAAAAAUGGUUCAGGCUCCUGCGGCUCCGGCACACCACCAGCCACUCCCGACGCAACGCUCACGAUGAACUCGACGAACUUUUUCGACAUGUUUUCGGGAAAAUUAAAGGCAGCACCAGCCUACAUGACUGGCAAGCUAAAGAUUAGCGGAGAUUUCCAGAAGGCCCUCAAGCUGGAGAAGCUCAUGAAGGCGCUCAAGUCAAAGUUGUAGGAAUUGCCCAAUUGCAUUUCAUAUUCCAUAACUAUAUAUUCACAUUUAUAUCUGACCCGUGCAUGUUUUCAAUAAAGUCUGAACCCUAUUACCUAUGGUUGAGAGA
Molecule: messenger RNA, 1451 nt
Organism: Drosophila persimilis
Lineage: Eukaryota; Metazoa; Arthropoda; Insecta; Diptera; Drosophilidae
Gene: Hsdl2
Product: hydroxysteroid dehydrogenase-like protein 2
Exons: 2
Coding region: 104-1345 (413 amino acids)
Cellular component (GO): mitochondrion
Source: RefSeq, a predicted model, not a curated record